Molecule: messenger RNA, 1560 nt
Organism: Scaptodrosophila lebanonensis
Lineage: Eukaryota; Metazoa; Arthropoda; Insecta; Diptera; Drosophilidae
Gene: rasp
Product: protein-cysteine N-palmitoyltransferase Rasp
Exons: 1
Coding region: 1-1452 (483 amino acids)
Biological process (GO): protein palmitoylation
Cellular component (GO): endoplasmic reticulum
Molecular function (GO): palmitoyltransferase activity
Source: RefSeq, a predicted model, not a curated record
AUGAGCAAGUGUGAAAUAAUUGUUUACUUUUCUGUUUAUUUAGUUUACAUUAUAAUUGGUCUCUAUAAAAUAUACGAACUACGCGAUCGUAUUUUGGAUGCGUCUCAAUUCCAGUUUGCCAGAGGCUGGCAAGUGUUUGGUGGCCGUCGGCGUGACGACAGCAACGAUGAGUUAGAGAAUUUUACAACAUUUAUUUCCACUUAUUGGCCAUACUACUUGUUGCACGUGCUUGUGGGUGCCGGUCUUCGUGGGAAGGAACUGCGACUGCAAUGCUAUGGGUCUGCAGGAGUUUGCGCGCUGGCGCUCUGUCUCAACUUGCAUUGGACUUCGCUGGUCAUGUGCGUCGCUCUAAUCUCCAGUUAUUAUUUGGUGGCACAGAGACAUUCGAAGGCAAUUUGGCUGCUCUCUGGAUUUUGGAUACUCAUAAUUAAUGUGAUAAAGAACAGUCAAUGGUGGCUGGACUUUGUUGGAUAUUCAGAGUUCGUGUUACUCCUGGUUUCGCUUUCCUGGAGUCUGCUGCGUGGAUGUAGCUAUGCGCUUACAUACAAGGGUGACAAAUCUGAUAAGUUGGCCGAAUAUUUAGGGUAUGCUUUGUAUUUUCCCACGCUGACGUAUGGACCAUUCAUCAGCUAUGAACGCUAUGCAGCCCGUCAGCACCAGGAUAAGCCAGUAAAUUGGUUAAAGUUUAGUAGCCACCUACUUCGGGUGGUCUUUUGGUGGCUUUUCAUGCAAUGCGCGCUGCACUUUUUUUACAUACACUACAUGGCACUGGAUGUGCGUGCUGUGGCCAUGAUGGACUCUGUCUUCUGGCAACAUGCUGCCGGCUAUUUCAUGGGUCAGUUCUUCUUUAUAUACUAUGUGAUUACUUAUGGGCUGGGAAUAUCUUUUGCCGAGAACGAUGGAAUACCGGCGCCCAGUCGUCCCCGUUGCAUCGGGCGUAUACAUUUCUAUUCGGAUAUGUGGCGAAAGUUCGACGAGGGUUUCUACGAAUUUCUCUUCAAGCAUAUCUAUUCCGAAAUGUGCGGCAAACGAUCAUCGGUGCGUGCGAAACUCGGCGCUAGUGCGGUGACAUUUGGAUUUGUCUUCCUUUGGCAUGGUUGUCACACAUAUGUCCUAAUGUGGAGUGUGCUGAACUUCCUCUGUCUAACAGCCGAGAAGUGCUACAAGACGCUAAUUGCUACGCCCGCAUAUAAGCAAUGGCUGACAAAGUACUUUAGUGCGAAAGGCGCUCAACGUUUCAAUGCGUUGCUCGGUACACAACUCUUUAUACCCGCCGGAUUCUCCAAUGUUUACUUCAUCAGCGGGAAGGAUGUGGGCGAUUUCCUGAUGCGUGGCGCCUAUAUGAGUGGCGUAGGUAACUAUCUGGCUCUGAGCUUCUGCAGCUACUGUUUCUUCCAGUGCUCUGAGCUGCUGCUGAUCAAAGCGAACAAAAAGACUACAAAAAGUGAUUGACCUCCGAUGAGUUUGUCGACAGACAUACUUGUUUUAAGAUAUAAACAAAUGUUCGCUAUUAUUAUACAAAUAUAUUAAACUUAAACUGUAAUAAAAAAUAAAAAUAAA